Dentiscutata erythropus is the source of this 400-nucleotide messenger RNA. NCBI's taxonomy places the organism in Eukaryota, Fungi, Glomeromycota, Glomeromycetes, Diversisporales, Gigasporaceae. The record is from the annotation of a GenBank genome assembly.
AAAGAAAGCAGCUUCAGAACUGGAUAAGCAAAAAACCCAACCUUCUGAAAGUUGCACCUUAUAUUCAAAACAAAAAACUGUAAGCCAGUAUAUGAUUCAAGCCAAAGCUCGCACAUUGUGCACUACAUCUCAAUAUCAAGAAAAAUAUGGAGAAAUUCAAAAUAAUAAAUUUUCUCAAAAAUGGGUAGACAGAUUUAUAUUUGGAAGAAGAAUUGAGAAACAAAAUGAUGAUGAAGAUAACGAUGAAAAUAACAGUAAAAAUACUGAUGAAAGUGAUGGUGAACCCGAAAGUAAAAAUAAUGUAGAUGGAGAAGACAUGAAUAAAAAUGAAAGUGGGUUAGUUUAUGAUGAUUACUAUGAAGAAAGCGAAGAUUUAACGGUCAUUCAAGAUUGGAAUUAA